Messenger RNA from Sphaeramia orbicularis (orbiculate cardinalfish), 2587 nucleotides. Its product is annotated as phospholipid phosphatase 1-like. Lineage: Eukaryota; Metazoa; Chordata; Actinopteri; Kurtiformes; Apogonidae. The record is from RefSeq and is a predicted model, not a curated record. Gene Ontology annotation, biological process: signal transduction; phospholipid dephosphorylation; phospholipid metabolic process. Gene Ontology annotation, cellular component: plasma membrane. Gene Ontology annotation, molecular function: phosphatidate phosphatase activity. The transcript has 7 exons. The coding region runs from base 104 to 1117 and encodes 337 amino acids.
UCACAACCGGAGAAGAGCGCGGUCCGUGUCAGUGGAUUUCACCGGUGAAUCUCACGUCAGGACGGGGACGGUGUGUCAUGAACAGAAGGAAUCCUUCGGUGUUAUGAUGGUUUAUGAGGAGUUGAACGGCGAAACAUGUGUGGCAGAUAGGCUGCGUCUGUCUGUCCCAAACCCACACCCACACCCACGGCUGCUCAGUCCGGACAGGCGGUCAUUUUUUACACAGACAGGGACCGGGACCAGGACCAGGACCAGAGGUAGCACCAUGUUCGAAGCCUCAGGGAUCCCUCUCAUCCUCCUGGACAUUAGCUGUCUUAUCCUGGUGGGACUCCCGUUUUUUAUCCUUACCCCUCAACACAAUCCGUUCAAACGAGGUUUCUUUUGUAAUGAUGAGUCUAUACGAUACCCGCUGAAAGAGGACACCAUAUCCUACCAGCUGCUGGGAGGAGUCAUGAUCCCCUUCACACUUAUUGUGAUUGUGUGUGGUGAGUGCCUUUCUGUCUACUUUUCCCGCAUCAAGAAUCAGGCCUUGGGGACAAAAUACAUGUCAUGUGUCUACAAAGCCGUGGGAAGCUACGUGUUUGGAGCUGCGGCCAGCCAGUCUCUGACAGACAUAGCAAAGUACUCCAUUGGGCGUUUGCGGCCGAACUUCCUGGCUGUAUGCAAACCGAUGUGGGACAAAAUCAACUGCAAAGCCGGUGGAUACAUAGAGAACUUCACCUGCACUGGGGACAAGUUCCUGGUCGAUGAGGCCAGACUGUCCUUCUACUCCGGUCACUCAUCUUUCUCUAUGUACUGCAUGCUGUUCCUUGUACUGUACAUUCAAGCCAGACUGAAGUCAGAAUGGGCGAGGCUGCUGCGUCCAACCAUUCAGUUCUUCCUGAUCGCAACAGCCCUGUACGUGGGACUUUCCCGAGUCUCUGACUACAAGCAUCACUGGAGCGACGUCCUGGCCGGCCUCCUGCAAGGGGGGAUAGUGGCAACUCUCACUGUCUUCUGUGUUUCUAACUUCUUCGAACAACCAUUUGAACCAGUGGUGUCGCAGGAAGAAGAAGCCUCACACACCAGUUUACAGGAAAACCCUUCAAAUGGGAACCACUACGGCAGCACUGACUGAACCGGAUGCCUCAGUCUGAACUGUAUACGCGCACUGUCCCCUAAAGUGGAAAAAGAGGGACCUAAAACACCUUCUGUCAAUGAACUGCUGGCUCUUUGUGCAGCUACAGCCCUUCAUCACAGUUUGCCUUUAGCUGGCUUUCGCUGCUACCUGGUGGUAACGUGUCGGUAAACUUCAUGACAAGAAUGAAAAGUACACUACAGAAGACAGAACUUGCACUGAGAUGUAAAGCUUUUACUUAAGUUAUAUGGUCUGUUGUGAAAUGAAACAGAAAGGUGAAAAUAUGGUGGAUCGAAUGAAGAAAAAGUUGCUUUAUUUAGCAGCAUGGACAUUUGGGAAAUGUGGUUACUAGUGUACAGUAUAUAGGUCUGAUGUUGCCAUCAUGAAUGAAUGAAAUUCCUUUUGCCUAGAAUAUAAUGAGCGUCUGUGUGCGCACAGCCAGCAGGCUUGUAGAAGGUCUGGAACCUGUGAAAAAGAAAACCAGGACUGUCUUUAAAUAGAGACUGAACUCAGAUGUAAUAUAUUAUUGGUUGUUUUUUUUUUGCCUUAGUCAAAUUGUUGCUGCUACCUGCUUUUAAAUCUCUGCCCUGGUGUCAUGUCAUGUAAACAUUUAUCAUGAUUUAUUUUGUGAAAUGCAAUGCAAUGAUUUUUUACAGUUUGUAUAAAACUCUUUGGGUUUUAAUCAGUAGCUUUUAUUAUUUAGAGCUUACUGAAAAAAAUAAAGAGUUUAAUUUUGCUACUUUGUCAUAAAGAAGGUAAACCAUCUGUUUGUUUCAUCUGUGAUUUAAGAUAUGUGAUACCGCAACGUAAGAUGUGGAAAAGGAGCUUUGGACGUGUUUUUGCUUUCCCACAAAGUACACUUUCAUUUGCUGAGAAGCCUGACUUUUUGUGCAAAACUGCAGAGUAAGGUAUAUCAAAGAAGAGGAACCAGACAUGAGUCACAAAGCAAAUUAUCUUGCAAAUGCAGACUCAGAAUGCUCUCCACAUGUCUGUUUUAGGCUGGUCAUUCACUCUGUGCAGACAAACCAUACAAACCACCAACAUGCAAAUAUAAAGUUACCUCUCCUGUCAUCAGUGGAAGGUCAUGUUUGUGGUUGGACUAGUGGUUACGUACUCUUCACCAGUCCAUCGCUGCACCUUCUCUGUGUUUCUGAAUCAAAGCGAGGUCAGCUUGUCCUCUGUCACCAGACAGGUGCCAACCCUUGGCUGCAAAGGUCCAAGCAUCUGCUUUAAGACAAAUCCUAUUACACAGAGUCUCAGAGAAGUAGGCUAAAGACAAGUUUAACUUGACAUGAAAGCAAUAAACCAGUGUUUAAAUCUGUUCGGUACUUUAGUCUACACAUCACAACCUACACCGUAAUGUGAUUAACCCAAGAUGAACUCCAGCUACUUUAUGAUCUCAAGUUAAACAUUCACUUUCAGUUUAUGUUAGAAAUUCACUUAUUCUCGGUUGAGAAGUGGACUCUGCAG